AUGGAAUCCACAGGCUGUCCAAAGUCAUGGGAGGUCCCUGUAGACUAUGCGCGGCCGAUGAAGGUUAUCUGCAUCGGUGCUGGAAUGUCCGGAAUUCUGUGCGGAAUUCGGUUUCGACAAAGAAUUCCAAACCUUGAUCUAGUGAUAUACGACAAGAACGAGGAAGUAGGCGGUGUUUGGCUCGAGAACCGGUACCCCGGACCCUUGCUAGAUGUUCCAUCUGUUUCAUUUCAAUACACAUUCGAGAAUAAUCCGUAUUGGUCACAUUUCUUUUCCCCGGGACCAGAGAUCGGUCGUUACUUCAAAAAUGUUGCCGAGAAGUAUGACAUGAGAUCUUUGGUCAAAUUCCGACAUGUUUUCAAGUCCGCCAGGUGGUUAGAGGAUAGGGCCAAAUGGGAGGUGACAAUGUUGCGAAUCGCCGAUAACAUGGAGUUCAAAGAUUAUUGUGACGUAUUUGUCAAGGCCACGGGCAACUUGAAUAAAUGGAUGUGGCCGAAAGUUCCUGGCUUGCACGACUUCAAAGGUGACUUGAUACACAGUGCCAACUGGGAUGAGAAUUUCGAUCCCACAGGAAAACGAGUUGCUGUGCUUGGCUAUGGAGCUACGGCCGUCCAGCUAGUACCUGCAAUUCUUCCUAAGGUGAAAUAUAUGGAUCACUAUGUUAGAGGACAGGCAUGGAUAUCUCCAGCCGGUUAUGUUGCCGCCGAUCCUAGAAAGGGAAAAUCUGAUAUCCAUAACUUUCCUCACUCACUGGAGGAACAGGAGGAAUUCGCCCACGAUCCAAAGGCACAAUUGAGCUAUCGUCACCAAGUUGAAGACUUUGUCAAUAAGUUCCAGCUGGUUCACUGGGUAGGUUCAGAUAUGCAUAAGUCUUUCUCCAAGGCUACUGAGGAUUCUAUGCUACGCAGACUUGCGAAGAAACCAGAAAUAUUUGAAUCUCUGAAACCAGACUACCCCAUACUUUGCCGUCGGGUGUCUCCUGGUCCGAAGUAUCUCGAAGCAUUGAUGGAAGACAACCUCAACUUCAUCCCGAAGGGUGUCCAGAAAGCCGACACCACUGGUCUUAUCGACGACGACGGCGUACAUAGAGAGGUGGAUGCUAUCAUUUGCGCCACGGGGUUUGACACAUCAUUGUCUCUCGAUGAUACCCCUAUAUAUGGCAAGGAUGGCAUCUCGCUAGGCGAACAAUGGCAGGACGAGCCUGGCGCUUAUAUGUCCCUUUGUCCGCCGAAUAUGCCUAAUUGCUUCUUUUUUGUGGGGCCUAAUGGGGCGCCGGGAGCGGGUUCCACAAUUCAAAUGAGCGAAGUAACUUGCGAGUAUAUGAUCAAAUGUAUCCUCAAAUUGCAACGCGAGAACCUGAAGUGGAUGAAACCAAAAGAUUCCGCCGUUGCAGCUUUCAAGAAACAGGUGGACAGAUAUUUUGAAAAGACCACUUUCGCUUUCACGUGUAAUAACUGGGCGAAGCGGACAUCAAAUGGCAGGAUGCUGGGCUAUUGGCCGGGCUCCGCUGUUCAUCAACGAGCAACACUAGCGCAUCCCAGAUUUGAGGAUUUCGAUUAUGCGUCAAAUGACACAGAUAAAAUCGAUAGCUUGGCAUGGAUGGGUAACGGGAUGAUAAUGGCUCAAGAGUUGAAUAUUUCCACGACGGGGUAUUUGGACACUUUUGACAAACCCCCCGUUCGGGCCAAUACUAGGCCAGGCGAUAGCAAGAUUCGAAAGACGCCGAAAAGGGGAAAUUUUGGGGCGACCGUGCGCCUGUAA
Penicillium angulare is the source of this 1761-nucleotide messenger RNA. RefSeq names its product flavin-containing monooxygenase. NCBI's taxonomy places the organism in Eukaryota, Fungi, Ascomycota, Eurotiomycetes, Eurotiales, Aspergillaceae. Gene Ontology annotation, molecular function: flavin adenine dinucleotide binding; N,N-dimethylaniline monooxygenase activity; NADP binding. Bases 1 to 1761 code for a protein of 586 amino acids. The transcript has 9 exons. The record is from RefSeq and is a predicted model, not a curated record.